Molecule: messenger RNA, 744 nt
Organism: Hibiscus syriacus
Lineage: Eukaryota; Viridiplantae; Streptophyta; Magnoliopsida; Malvales; Malvaceae
Product: NAD(P)H-quinone oxidoreductase subunit L, chloroplastic-like
Exons: 5
Coding region: 123-692 (189 amino acids)
Molecular function (GO): oxidoreductase activity, acting on NAD(P)H, quinone or similar compound as acceptor
Source: RefSeq, a predicted model, not a curated record
AAUAUUUGAGAAUUCCGAUUUUCCAUUUUCUUUUUUCCGGGGAAAAUCCACGCAUUCUCUGCCAUGAAACUCUAACUCAAACCCGAUAAGGAAAAAAAAAAAAGAAGUUACAGUGCUCAAAGAUGAGCUCUUUCAGCUUCCAAAUCCCUUCCAUUUAUUUCUCCCCUUCUCGAAGCACGACAUUCCCAUUCUUCAAUAUUACAUCUCAACACAAAUCAACCAACAAUCCCAGGCUUCGUAAGAAACCCAAUGUUAUAAACAUCAAACGAGACCCAAAUGAUUACUCUGAUGCAAAGAAGACAAGCUUGGCUAUUUCAAUUGCUGCCCUUAUUUCCGCGUUUGAGCAGCCGACAUUAGCUGUUACAGGGGUAAACAAUGAGCCAGAUCUGAUCACUGUGAUAAUUCAGCUGGGAAUUAUUGCUUUUUGGUACUUCCUUGUCAUGCCGCCAAUCAUCAUGAACUGGCUUAGGAUAAGGUGGUAUAGAAGAAACCUGUUGGAGAUGUAUUUGCAGUUCAUGUGCGUCUUCAUGUUCUUUCCGGGGCUACUGCUAUGGGCACCGUUUUUGAACUUCAGGAAGUUCCCAAGGGAUCCAUCCUUGAAGUAUCCAUGGGAUACACCUAAAGAUCCUUCACAAGUCAAAAAUGCAUACGCCAAGUAUCCCUAUGCCAAGCCUGAAGAUUAUGAUGUCUAAUUGGUGAGAUGGUUACAAAUAUUCAUAGCCUCUCUAAUUCUUGUUCUUGCUU